CAUGAAGCGUGUGUGACAGCUCCAGCGUUACAUAGGCUUCCGCUCCUUGUAUGUGCGGUCGGUUACCGAGCCGCCUCCCGCUCUACUUCCCGGUUGGGCAGCUCGCUCAUGAGCUCAGCCCUGUCGCCCCGCAAGUAGUGGUAGCAGCGGGGGCAACUUCUGAAACUUUCCGCAAAGUGUCCGGAGCAGACGGAGGGGAGGCAGCCACGCUCGCUCCCGGCCAGGUCCCCCUUUUCCGACUCCAUGUGUUAGUUCUAUCCGCAGGAACAGAAACCUUCUAAGAGAAACCGCAGCCAUCGGCUCUCUGCGUGUGCAUGGAGUGCAGGACUGGGGCCUAGGGCAUAAGCCGUGGACCGUCACAUGGACAAGUCACUGUGGGACAAAGCAGGAGAUGCUGCGGGUUUGGAUAGGCUGGUCAGACCAGGCUCGCAGUUGGGAUGCCCUGAAAAAAAGAAGCGCAAAUCAACCGUGCAGGGGUCCACUGUUCCUCCUCUCUCGGAAUAUGCUCCACCAACGAACACAAGCUCCGACCAUCUCAUUGCCUCUAAUCCUUUUGAUGAUGACUAUAGUAUAUCCCCUCUUUCAGGGUACACUUAUUUUGGGAAACCAGGAUAUGCCAAUGUCGGAUCUUUUAACACUUUUAAGAUGCCACCAAAUAUAUCACCAAAAAGGUCUUCUCGUAAUGGUGGCUUUCAAAACUUUAGAGAUCAGCCACUGUCUUUUCCAAAAGAAAUGAAAAGUACAUCCCUGGGAAGAACCUUCUCAUUCAGCAAUAUACAAGAAAAAACACUCUUUGACAAUGAUUUCUUUUUCAACAGUGGACUAGGACAAACUAUUGCUAUGCCUGGGCAGCACUUUAGACCUAACCAUAGUCCAGAUCUCUUUCACAUGACAGGUCUCCACUCUGGCCAGCGAAACAAAUUUCAGCCUUCGCCCUAUAGGGCUCAAGGUGGCAAAGUGCACUUUAUUCAGCAGCCUGAGGACCCCCACCCAUUUGAACUGCCACAACAUCACUUUAUGCAUAUAAAAAUAUCUAACUAUGAGCAAGAAUCUGGUUCUCCAUCCAAUAAAUAUCCUAAUCUGAACCCAACUGCAAAUGAAGACAAAUCAAAUCUGGGUGAGUUCACCCAGAAUACUGCGGAUCGACUGGGUUCUAAAAACCAUACAGUUAAUGCAGAUAAUUUACAGUCCGAAACCAUAGACCUAACUAAUUAUGGUUCUGGUAGUGGAGCCCACAGCAAGACUUCACUUUCUAAACUUUCAAAAAGUGAUGUGACACCUAGUGAAAAAUGCAAUAGAUGGCUACUUCAAUCCAGUUUUUGUGGUCCUUUUUCCACCGACACAAUAUACCCAUGUGGUAUAUGUUCUUUUGAGGUUAGUAAUUUUGGGGAUGCCAUCAUGUGUGAAGUCUCUUGUCACAAGUGGUUUCAUCGAGCAUGUACUGGGAUGACAGAGAUUGCCUAUGCACUACUAACAGCAGAAGCCUCAGCGAUUUGGGGUUGCGAUACUUGUAUGGCAAAGAAGGAUGUUCACUUGGUGCACACACGUAAAUAAAACCCCUUCUGCCAUUUUUAUGGAUGAGAGCCAUUUUUAGGUACAAGAACACAGGACUUUUGUUCUAAACAAAGCCAAAUCCUUCAUAACAUACCACCAGAGUGGUGCUUUGUUGUUGAAAUAGAGUUAAAGAGACCCAAGACCUGAGCACCUUACUUUGAUGACCGGUUUCAGUGUGUGGGUAUUUUUCCCCAAAAUGAUCAAUCUAAUUCUUGAAUCUUAUCGAUACAAAUAUGAAGAUGUUUGUAGGUCUUCAUUUUUUUUUCCUCAUCUGUCAGAUCAUCUGAACAAUAUAUGCUGCUCUAAGAUCUUUUGCACUAUUUAAAGUAAUGAUAUUUUUUAAUACAGAUCAAAUUUUUUAGGGGAAGCACAAAGUGUCAACCUAAGAAACUUAGAUUAUGGGAAUUGCACUUGACUACCUGUGGUGAUGACUUACUUGUUCUAGUUGGGAGGUUAUUAAAUUGUGUAUAUUGUAUCACGGCACUUAUCCCUUUAAAUGUGAGCUCUGGAUUUAACCAUAAUGUCUUGAUGACGUAAUGAAUAUUUAUAUAAUUAGCACUGUGAAGUCUGGUUAUUGGAGUAGUGGUUUAGUCUGGAGUUCUGUUUGCUGUACAGAGACAGGUACUGUAGAAGUAAGUAAUGGGGCUGUAUACCUGUUAUGACACUGGGAAACGAUAUGCAAAAUUGAUAUUUAGCUAGGUGAUCUUGGAUGAUCAGAAUGGACAUUUAACUGUAUGUCAAUUGCUUUGGGGCAAAUAGUGUCUUAAAGAUUGAUGGGAAUAAUAAACUAUUAGCACCUCAUGCUCAUCUGUUGCUUUCAUUCUGACAUUCCAGAAGGCUUGAGAUCAACAUUUGAUCUGUCUAGAAACGUAAAGAUUGGGAAUAUUGGAAUAAAAGCAACCUCUUCAAGGGCUUGCCCAGCCUUUACGAAGUCAUGGCCUAUCCGUAGGAUAGACAAUUGCUAGCUGAUCUGCAGGGGUCUGACACUCCAGCGAUUAGCAAUUUGGGUGUCGCUGGAAGUAGGCACAGGACUAAAUAGUUGUGUCAACCUUGCGGUAGAAGGAGCUGGUUACUACAUCACUUCUCCCAUGGGAGCAGUACUGUAGUAACAUGCUCCUGCCACUACAAGGUUGACAGAGAUCUAUAGUUCCGAUGACAGCGCUACACCUGAACAGCCGAUUUGGAGGGGGUGCGUGGUGUGGGAUCCCCACAGAUCAUCUAGUGAUUGCCUAUCCUUAGUAUAGGCAACAAUUAGUAAAGGCUACACAAUUCCUUUAACAAGACCAUAGAGUAGACGUCUCUGGGACUUUUUUAUUGAUGCAUGUAGAAUGUAACUUUCCUUUUUUUUUCUUUUUGUUUUGUUUUUUUGCCCCUUUUAAUUACAAUUAAAUUAGUGAUCUAAAGACGUGUUAUAAGAUUAUUUUAUCAUGUACCGAGGCUUUAUCUGCUCUAGAAAUCUUUGCUUCUUAAUAUCGUAAACCUACUCCGCAGAAGAUGUUUUCUGAGAAGUAGAUGAAAUAAAGUACCAUGUACCUGGAGAGCAGCAGAAUAUUUUUCUCUACCAAAAAUUGGUGAAAUAAAAGA
Molecule: messenger RNA, 3138 nt
Organism: Bufo bufo (common toad)
Lineage: Eukaryota; Metazoa; Chordata; Amphibia; Anura; Bufonidae
Gene: PYGO1
Product: pygopus family PHD finger 1
Exons: 3
Coding region: 361-1554 (397 amino acids)
Source: RefSeq, a predicted model, not a curated record